AUGCACUUUGAGGAUGUGGUCAUUGCCUUCUCUCAGGAGGAGUGGGGGAUCCUUGAUGAGGCUCAGAGACUUCUGUACUGCGAUGUGAUGCUGGAAGUUUUUGCUCUUAUAUCAUCUCCAGGUUGUUGGCAUAAAAAGGAUGAGGAAAGGGCCUGUUCUGAUCAGAGUGUGUCUGUACAAGGAGAGUCACCCAUCAGGGCUUCUAAAACAGCUCCAGCAAUCCAGAAGUCACAUUCCUGUAAGCGGUGUUUCACAGUAUUGAAAGAUAUUUUGCACCUGACUGAGUUUCAAGCAGAAUACUUUGAACACAAAUGCUUCUUCAGUGACUCAUGUGUGAGAGACUGCUGUUUCAGUGCAAACCCUCACCAGCAACAGAAGGAUGUCAGUGGAGAGAUCUCCUGGAAAGAAGCUAUGGUCAGACCCUCAUUUAUUACCAAGUGUAGUUUCUAUUCAUCAGAGGUUCCUUCAAACAACAGGGAGGUUAGGGAAGAUGUCCCGUCUUCCUCAGAGCUCCUCCAGCCCCAGACUUCUCAGAACACUGAGGAGCCACAUAGUGGCAGUGAGGUUUUCCAAGAAUAUCUCAGUGGAAAAAGUCAUCACCAGUGGGCUGAACUUGAAAAAGCUGCCAGCAAGAAACAGAAAGUUGUUGAGAGUCAUGGUGUCUGUUCUGGAGAACUGAUUUAUGAUUGUGACAAUUGUAGGAAAGUUUUCAGAGGAAUCUUUAACCUCAAUCAACAUAUGAGAGUUCACACUGGAGAAAAUCCAUUUUGGUGUACAUAUUGUGGGAAGUCCUUCAGUCAUAGUUCUAAACUGAUUAAACAUCAGAGGAUUCACACUGUUGAAAAGCAUUUCAAGUGUAGUGAAUGUGGGAAGUCUUUCAGAUAUAAGUCUCAUUUCAACAUACACCAGCGAGUUCACACUGGAGAAAAGCCAUAUGAGUGUACAGGUUGUGGCAAGUCCUUCAGUCAGAGCUCUAAACUGACUCAACAUCAGAGAGUUCACACUGGAGAAAAGCCUUAUAAGUGUAGUGAGUGUGGGAAGUCCUUUGGAAGUAAUUCCGAGUUCAAUAAACACCAGCGAGUUCACACUGGAGAAAAUCCAUUUUGGUGUACAUAUUGUGGGAAGUCCUUCAGUCAUAGUUCUAAACUCAUUCAACAUCAGAGAAUGCACACUGGAGAAAAACCUUUUAAGUGUAGUGAAUGUGGGAAGUCCUUCAGAUAUAAGUGUGAUGUCAAUAGACACCAGAGAGUUCACAGUGGAGAAAAGCUAUAUGAGUGUACAGCUUGUGGCAAGUCCUUCAGUCAGAGUUCUAAACUCAUUCAACACCAGAGAGUUCACACUGGAGAAAAGCCUUAUAAGUGUAGUGAAUGUGGGAAGUCCUACAGAUAUAAGUGUGAUGUCAAGAAACACCAGCGAGUUCACAGUGGAGAAAAGCCAUAUGAGUGUACAGGUUGUCAGAAGUCCUUCAGUAAGAGUUCUAAACUCAUCCAACAUCAGAAAAUUCACACUGGAGAAAAGUGUUAG
Molecule: messenger RNA, 1524 nt
Organism: Pipistrellus nathusii (Nathusius's pipistrelle)
Lineage: Eukaryota; Metazoa; Chordata; Mammalia; Chiroptera; Vespertilionidae
Source: the annotation of a GenBank genome assembly